Rhodamnia argentea is the source of this 1417-nucleotide messenger RNA. RefSeq names its product NEP1-interacting protein-like 1. Lineage: Eukaryota; Viridiplantae; Streptophyta; Magnoliopsida; Myrtales; Myrtaceae. The record is from RefSeq and is a predicted model, not a curated record. Bases 400 to 1158 code for a protein of 252 amino acids. The transcript has 6 exons.
UACAACUAGCAAAUCCCUUGCGCCCAAUCGCUUGGUCCAAAGGAAAAAAGAAAAAGGCCAAAUGAAAACCCGUCGAUAAAGCUUUCCUCUUUCCUUCCUCCAUCUGGGAAAACGAGCGAUAACGUAGUCAAGAUCCCAUCACCUGUUUCGUUCGGUUCGUGCUCAAUCUGUAGUACCAAUCUGCGUGCGCGUCAGAUUUUUCAAAGGAAGCUUCAUUCUUCUUCUUCCUUCUUCUUCUUCUUCUUCUUCCCCUCCUUGCUCUCGUUUCUUGAUUUGUCACGAGGGGAGAGAGAGGAGAGAGAAGGAAAACUGUUCUUGGAAGAAAACGGGUAGAGGGAGUUCUUUAAUUUAUCCAUAAAGAAACCAAAACCGGGGAAAAAGAGAGACAUUUGGUUUUUAAUGCGGAUCACGAGCACACCCAUUAAUGUUCGACGGGGGAAAAUGGAGUUUUACGAGCACGCAUCGACUCGGUUCAAUCUGCCGUCGAGUUCCGUAGCUGCGGAUCUCGUCGACAGGGUCCGAGAGAUGUGCAGUGUGGCAGUUUCUGCAAUUCUGGGCCACGUUUUCUCCGCGAUCUUCACGUUUUUCUUCGCAGUCGUGGGUACCUUACUUGGAGCGAUGACCGGAGCUUUGAUUGGCCAAGAGACAGAGAGCGGAUUCAUUCGAGGUGCCGCAGUUGGAGCCAUUUCCGGGGCUGUCUUCUCGAUUGAAGUCUUUGAGUAUUCCCUUCUUCUCUGGCAAUCAGAUGAAUCCGGUGUGAGGUGUCUUCUCUAUUUGAUCGACGUCAUUGCAAGCCUUUUAAGUGGUAGACUUGUUCGCGAGCGCAUUGGCCCUGCUAUGCUGAGUGCCGUGCAAAGUCAGAUGAGUGCUGUGGAAUCAAGAUUUGAGGAAGUUCAGAACAUUUUUGACACCGGCAGCAACGGGGCGAGAGGUUUGCCUGGAGAUUCAGUCGAAAUGAUUCCCAAAAUUACGAUUACCAAUGAUGAUAACGUUGAUUCUUCUGGGGAGAGAGUCUCUUGUUCAGUGUGUCUUCAGGACUUUCAGCUUGGAGAGAUGGUUCGGUGCUUGCCUCAUUGUCGUCACAUGUUUCAUUUACCUUGCAUCGAUAAAUGGCUCAUCAGACAUGGCUCUUGCCCAUUGUGUCGAAGGGAUCUUUAAAUUUUGUAAAUUCUAUAACAAGAAAAGAGUAGCUAUCUUCAUCUUCCAUGCUUGAUUGUCUUCAGUGCUUGUUUUUAUUUGACCCUUUAUUUAGCAAGGCAGUGGGUAGGUCCGACUUUUGUAGAGUUGCUCUGGCAGUGCCAGCAUACUAUAUACCCUGACCAUUAGAUGGUUUUGUUUGACUCUAUGUACAGAAUUUUGAUCUCCUACUUGAUUCUCAUGGUAUGUGAAGAUCUCCGUAUCCUGAUAUUUGAGAAAA